Messenger RNA from Trichosporon asahii var. asahii CBS 2479, 672 nucleotides. RefSeq lists its product as uncharacterized. The transcript has 5 exons. Gene Ontology annotation, cellular component: cytoplasm. Lineage: Eukaryota; Fungi; Basidiomycota; Tremellomycetes; Trichosporonales; Trichosporonaceae. The coding region runs from base 1 to 672 and encodes 223 amino acids. The record is from RefSeq and is a predicted model, not a curated record. Gene Ontology annotation, molecular function: 5'-deoxynucleotidase activity.
AUGUUCAAGCCAUUACCCCAGGUUUUACAGGUUCAGAGACUGGCGACGCGACUGGGACGAACGCGACGACCGCUGCGACCGACACUCGAGUCACGGAUAUCAACGACAUCACCUCUUUCGAACGCUCUUAUCUCUGCACCUCUUCAUGCCAGGCGACAGAUGCCUAUCAAGACGGACAUGGCUAGCCAGGAGACGCCGAACGGCGUCGUGAAGGACGCCGUCAAGGACGUCCAGAUCAAGGGUGCCGGCGGCAAGGUCCUCCCGGAGCCUUACAACGUUCCUGCACAUGCUGGAGCAGCUGAAGCUCGAGAAACGCUCAGGCUGGAUCCGGGAGGGCGUGAAGCAGGCCGAGUCACAAGCUGUGCAGAGUCUAUGUGUCUCGUGCACGACCUGGCCGAAGCCUACGUCGGCGACAUCACGCCCGUCGAGGGCGUACCCGCGUCUGUGAAGCACGAGCUGGAGGAGAAGGCGAUGAGUGCUUUCUUGGACGAGAUGCUCGGUGGCCCGUCGAAUGCGCAGGCGAGGGAGAGGUUCAGGUCCCUCUGGGAGGAGUACGAGGCGCGGGAGACGCCAGAGUCCAAGCUCGUCAAGGACCUCGAUCGGCUCGAACUCGUCCUCCAGGGCGUGGAGUAUGAGCGGGGUAAGUCUCUCUCCAUGAAUAAUGAGCUGUAG